This is a messenger RNA of Westerdykella ornata, 1113 nucleotides long. RefSeq lists its product as uncharacterized. Bases 1 to 1113 code for a protein of 370 amino acids. Gene Ontology annotation, molecular function: hydrolase activity; zinc ion binding. The record is from RefSeq and is a predicted model, not a curated record. The transcript is spliced from 3 exons. Lineage: Eukaryota; Fungi; Ascomycota; Dothideomycetes; Pleosporales; Sporormiaceae.
AUGCUUAUCGGAGUUUGUGGAGGCAUCUGUGCGGGCAAGUCCUCUAUUGCCUCCUACCUCAUCGAACGACAUGAGUUCAAGCGCAUUCGUCUUGCUCGCAAUGCCUCUACUCCCGCCGUAGAAAAGUCCGCCUCGAAUGCACAUGUCCCCUCCGAGCCCGAAUCCGCAAACGACGCCUUGUUAUUCCCUGACAUCAACUCCCUCCUUGAUUUUGUGACCCGGCGUUGGCGAGAGAGAUGGGUGACAACGGACAUUUGGGACAAUGAUGUGGUGGAUGCCCUACUGAAGCGUCCCUUCUUCCUGUUAAUCAGUGUGGACGCUCCAGUGAGCGUGCGGUGGGAGCGGUUCAAGGACAGAUGCGCGAGAAACGGGCUGACUCCCCCGUCCCUCGAAGACUUUGUACUACGUAACGACUCCCAUCAGUACACGCCGGGGACUGGAAUGAGUGCCUUGAUCCAAAGAGCUCAGCUCAAGCUCCUCAAUUCUCCCACCUCCAUCCCUGCGCUCCACACGGCGCUAGACUUACUCGACCUCACCAACGACGGUAGGCUGCGGCCCAGCUGGGAUCAAUAUUUCAUGCGGCUCGCGGAUUUGGCUGCGCACAGAAGCAAUUGCAUGAAGAGACGCGUCGGCUGUGUCAUUGUUCGCGCGAAGCGGGUGAUAAGUACUGGCUACAAUGGGACUCCUCGAGGAAUGACAAACUGCAACGAGGGCGGAUGUCCCAGAUGCAACAGCGCCUCUCGCGCCGGUGCGGACUUAUCAACAUGUCUUUGUCUUCACGCAGAGGAGAACGCUCUUCUGGAGGCUGGUCGCGACCGGAUAGGAGAAGGAUCCAUCCUUUAUUGCAACACGUGCCCCUGCCUCACAUGCAGCGUCAAGAUAACGCAGGUCGGGAUCAGCGAGGUCGUAUAUAACCAGGGUUACUUGGUAGACACCAAGACAGCAGAGAUAUUUGCAGAAAGCGGAGUACGCUUGCGCCAGUUCGUCCCGCCCAGCGAAGGUCUUGUAGAUCUCUCCGUAGGCACUCCCGUCGAAAAUGGGUCGCGAGCGUUUACUACACUUGGAGACAUACGGGAGAUUCUGGACGAUGCAAACUUUGUUCGGCCUGUCUAA